AUGGCAUUCCUGAAGCGAUGGUGUUUCACGUUUAUUGAUUAUUGGAAAAUGGUUGGAAAUGAUUACCUGGCAGUCAUGGAAGAUUUGGUAAAAGGUGCAAAAAAAAGACCAAUCAUAACGGUGAUUAAAUUAUUGCCAUUGAGUGGUGCAUUUUAUGCUUAUAAGACUAAUCCAAGUGAAAUAGACAUGCUCAAUUCGUUGGUGGAAAAAAGGUGGCAAAUGAUACUUGUACCAAAUUCAAUACACAGUAAAAAAGCAGACGAUGAAAUUGCAUCUCGUACAUUGUAUAUAGAUCAAAAUCGAUUGAAAUAUAUUAAUUGCAUUUUUUUUUCCAUUCUCAUCAAGCUACCUGAUAGUGACGACUUAUGCUUGUACGAAAAUCGAGAUUCUAUUCUGAGGCGGUGGUGGUGGCAGCGAUACGAUGAUAUCAUUGAUAUUGGUGCUUUCAACAAAUGGUUUAGGCUUGGGAAAAGUUUCGAAGAUUACGAUAUCAACGAGAAUGAAUUCAGCAAUUCUGUUAGCAAACUUGCAUGA
This is a messenger RNA of Loa loa (African eye worm), 534 nucleotides long. RefSeq lists its product as hypothetical. Gene Ontology annotation, biological process: protein insertion into mitochondrial inner membrane. The record is from RefSeq and is a predicted model, not a curated record. NCBI's taxonomy places the organism in Eukaryota, Metazoa, Nematoda, Chromadorea, Rhabditida, Onchocercidae. Bases 1 to 534 code for a protein of 177 amino acids. Gene Ontology annotation, cellular component: TIM22 mitochondrial import inner membrane insertion complex. The transcript is spliced from 3 exons.